Phlebotomus papatasi is the source of this 1202-nucleotide messenger RNA. RefSeq names its product neuroplastin-like. The coding region runs from base 281 to 1120 and encodes 279 amino acids. Gene Ontology annotation, molecular function: cell-cell adhesion mediator activity. The transcript has a single exon. Gene Ontology annotation, biological process: dendrite self-avoidance; axon guidance; homophilic cell-cell adhesion. Gene Ontology annotation, cellular component: plasma membrane; axon. The record is from RefSeq and is a predicted model, not a curated record. NCBI's taxonomy places the organism in Eukaryota, Metazoa, Arthropoda, Insecta, Diptera, Psychodidae.
AUAAAUUUGCUCUUCAAAUAAAGUAUACAGAGAGAGUAAAAGCGAUAAGAGUGCGUCAAAUAUUCUCAUCAUUUUAUUGUGCAGAUCACAAAAAGACCAAAAAAAAAAGAAGCGCAUGAAGAAUAUUUUUCCAGUUCAACUACCAUCAGUGAUCAUCAAACAUUCGUACCAGUUAGUUGAUUGUUUCUUAGUCUCCUCGUGAGUGAAAUAUUGGGCUCUGUAAUACACUAGGAGGAGGACAAAGUUAGCUGAAGAAACUGUGAUUAUUGAGAAUUGGAGAAUGUUCAAGUUAUACACGAUCUUGAUCAUUUUGGUGGUGUUAAUUACUCAACGAGUUGAAUCACAAAAUACAACAACAACAACAAUAACGAAUGCGACUACUCCUACAACCACCAUAAUUGUGUUCAAUAUCUAUCGACCUCUAGUGCUCUCGUGUAAUUUAACACUACCGGAGAAUGGAACUCAAGAAGUUAAAUGGUACAAAAAUGGCACAGCUGUGGAAGAUUUGGAGGAUAUUCAAGGCCGAUAUCGUGUAAUUCCCGAGGAACAGGUCUUUUUCAUCGAACAAAGCCAUCUUGAGGAUCAUGGAGAGUACACUUGCCAAUACAACACCACUACAUGGUUUUUAGAGAAAGAAUUUACUGCAGUGGCCAAUGUUGCUGCCAGACUCACAAAGAACACCCAAAUGAUUGAAGGAGAAAAUCUCUGGUUACAUUGUCGUGUAACCGGAACAAAUCCCAUUAUCAGUUGGAUCCUUCCCGAUGGCAAAAAUACCACAAUCACCAAUUCAACAGAUCGUGUGCAACUCUUUGAGAUGGAUGGAGUACCAAAUUCUGCCCUUGAAAUUCUCGAUAUUCGUCUGGACGAACGAGGAACUUACACAUGUGUCGUAAAUAAUUUGGCCACCGAAUUACAGGGCUAUCCCCCAGCAAUUGCCUAUGGAUUGGUGAGAGUUCGAUCACACUUGGCCCCACUAUGGCCAGUAUGUGGCAUGGCAGUGGAAUUUUUCAUUCUCUUCGUCGUUCUCUAUCUCUAUGAGAAAUAUCGCGAUCCCGAAGAUGUUGACGAUGACAGUGUAUGUGACUAUAUGCCAGCCAAAAGUAAGAGUCGCAAGGAUUAAAUGUAUCCCUUAGGACUCUCCCUCUUUUAGACUAUCCACUGCAUGUAAAUUAAUUGACGAAAAAUAAAUUAAAAUGAUCCUA